AUGGUGUUUGUGGUAAUGUUGGUGAUGAUGGAAAUGAUGGUGUUAAUCAUGGUGAUGGUGGAAGUGAUGCUGGAUGGUACUGGUGAUGAUGGUGGUGAUGGUGGUAAUGGCAAUGGUGAUGGAAGUGAUGGUGGGAAUUGUGGUAAUUAUGGUUGUGAUGGCAAUGGUGGUGAUGGUGGUUAUGACAGUGUUUAUGGUGGUAAUGAUGGUGAUGAUAGUGAUGGUGGUGAUGAUAACAUGAUGGUGCUGAUGGUGGUGAUGCUGAUAAGUGAUAGCGAUGGUGGUGAUAUUGGCAGUGAUGGUGACAGUGACGGUGAUGGUAGUAGAGGUGGUAGUCGCAGUCGUGGUGAUUAA
Messenger RNA from Leopardus geoffroyi (Geoffroy's cat), 354 nucleotides. RefSeq names its product eggshell protein-like. The transcript has 2 exons. NCBI's taxonomy places the organism in Eukaryota, Metazoa, Chordata, Mammalia, Carnivora, Felidae. The record is from RefSeq and is a predicted model, not a curated record. Bases 1 to 354 code for a protein of 117 amino acids.